Molecule: messenger RNA, 2948 nt
Organism: Portunus trituberculatus (swimming crab)
Lineage: Eukaryota; Metazoa; Arthropoda; Malacostraca; Decapoda; Portunidae
Product: tubulin-specific chaperone C-like
Exons: 7
Coding region: 1805-2815 (336 amino acids)
Biological process (GO): post-chaperonin tubulin folding pathway; tubulin complex assembly
Cellular component (GO): cytoplasm
Molecular function (GO): tubulin binding
Source: RefSeq, a predicted model, not a curated record
CAGGUAUUCUUCCGUGCGCUGGAGAAAGCUCAAACCGUACGUACCUAAAUAUACCGGUGAUUGAUUAUUGGCGUGACGCAACUGCCGGGUUAUCGUCGCCAAGGAAACUGGAGAAAAGCCAGCAUGAAUCCUUACAUAGUACCGUAGAAAAGAGUACAAUCGUGACGUCACCUUCGGGCAUGACGUAAUCCGCGGCAGAUCUUCACCCACUGAUGGUCACCAGGGAAACAUUGCCCUGGCCUGCUUGCAUUUCUUAGGUAAGGUGCUUCAAUACUUACCUUCACAGCUGCUUCUGGAUCAACAGUGGCACCCUUGAGCUGGAACUGAUGAUAUAGAAGGUGAAAAUUAUAGUUUAUGAUGUAGUAUGUUUAAAUCUUCAUACUAGGACUGUGGAUAAGAAGUUUUGGCGAUUUACUUGUAUUUCUACGCUUUGGGAAUGCUUUACGAUGAUGUUUGAGUAAUAAGGGGUUUAGGUUAUUAGUGUUUGGAUGGAGCCUUGUUAAGUGAAGUGCUGUGUUAAGUAACGACCAGCGACGGUCAGGUGAGGACAGGUGAGUCUGCCCCUCGUGUGUAAUGUGUAUGUUCUAGGGUGUUCUGUGGAUUUGUCGCCUUGUGUUGUCGUGGGUGGCCCGCCUGAUGUUGAGAUGAAAAAAUAUCCUCGAUCACAGACAUUCAGCUUGGUGAAGAAGACAGCUGGUGUUUUGUUUGUGCUGGAGGUUGGAGUGUUCGCUGGCCUCUAUUAUGUUUAUCAUCGCAUGAAUACUGAUCGAGAUUUCCGGUAUUAUAUGAGAAAUAACUACAGUGUAGGCCUUGAAGCUUUCUAUAGUGUUGGAGAAUUCAUGAACAGUCAGGACAGGACCAGAAAGUUUGACGAAGCAGUGUGGGCACAACAGUUUGGAUCUCAGUCUGGAAGCACAAAGGAAACAAAGCAGUGAAGCACAUACCAACCUGUCCUCUGUCACUUCUCAGCUCCCAGUGCAUUUUUCACUUUGUCCUGACAUUGUACUUGUCAGCAGGCAGGUGUGAGAGUAAGAGGGGAGGUAGAGAUCUAGAGGCAACCAUGUCUGCACUCAAGAGUAUGUAUUAUCUUGGAGGCUUUUCCCUGGCAGCCUAUGUGCUUUGGAAGGUCACAGUGAGGGACCCUGAAGAGUUCCGCAAGCUGCUCCCAGAGAAGAAUGAGCUGGACUAUGAGAAUGCAUCCAGAAAGCGGAGUGCAGCAUUUGUAGAAAUAUUGAAGCACUCAGCAGCAGGAGACAGCCCAGAAGAGGCUGUUAAGAAACUCAAGAAGGAUUUAGAGAAAGCUCCCAAGACCUCAUAAGAUUAUAAUAUUUAUAUACCCCAGACCUUAUCUUAACUUGUCCCAUAUUGAUUGUGUGAGGCAGUAAAACAACAAUAGAAUAUUAAAACUAAGAUGUAUAUUUAUGUACAUAAGUCAGAAUUGUAGUAGACUUAAAUGUUACUAGCUCUCAGGAAGGUGCUUUGUAAAUAUAGUGCAUAAGUAAUGUCCUGUUGAGAGUUAAACCAAUUCUGCUUUCUUGGAAGUUAUUGUUAUUGUAGAUUGCUUUGGUUAAUGGACAAGAAAAGCUGUUAGAAGCUGAUAAAAGAAUUUUCAAGAUUGAGGGAAAGUAAUAUUCAAGCCAGUAGGGUCAGCUUUGUGAGAUUCAAAAAGUGCAAAAGAAUAUUGAAAAUCAUAUGUCAAAAAUUCCAUCAAAAUCAGAAAUUUUGCUCACUGGUUGGAGGGUGAACAAGACACACCCAUCUUAAGAAAGAAAUUCAGUUGAAUUGGGGUAUUGAAGCCUCUGCCAUGGAUGCCCCUACCAAUUCCAUCCACACUGGGGUUCUGGAGCGCAUGCAGCGACGGCAGGAAGAACGUGAAGAGCGGUUACGACAGCGGCAGUUGGAAAGGGAGGAGCAGACUGGGCUGAGUACUAGUGCUAUAGCAGACCACUUCCUGAAGGCCUUCCAAGGGAUGCGCACUGAACUGAAGGCAGAAGUGGAAGCAGCAGAGAGCGUUGCAGCAGAUGAGCUGACACAGUAUUUAGAUGGCUUGGUGAAGGGUGUGCAGGAGCUCCAGGACAUGCUAAAUGACUCUUCACGGCACUUGGCCUCCUUCCAGCAGAAAAAGGCACAGGAGGAGGUGGAUGAAGCCUCAGCACAUGUCCAAGCAGCUGUUGCCAACCUCCAGCCCACAAAGAAAUUUGGGUUUGGCCGCAAAAAAAUGGCUGCAAAAGGUGCUAUUCCUACCAAGAAGCCUGUGAACCAGGAUUCCACUGCAGAACCAAAAAAGACUGCCCUUGAUGAACUGGCUGAUCAGCAGUUCUUCGGCUUCAGGAAUGAAACUGGCCGUACGCUGACAGUUGAUCCUGAGGAGUUGAUCGGCCGCCAGUUGAACCUGCAUAACCUUGUUGAUUGUACUAUAAUUGCUCUGGGCAGCCCUAGUGCAAUACAGGCAGCCAGCCUGGACCGCUGCACUGUGUUGGUGGGUCCAGCAGCCCGCUCAGCAUUCAUCAAGGACUGCCACCACUGCACCUUUGUGUUGGCUGGUCAGCAGAUGCGGGUCCACAACACACUUGACUCAGAUCUUUACAUCCACGUGACUAGUGCUGCAAUUAUUGAAGGUUGUCAGAGGGUGCGGGUGGCCCCCUAUAAUCUGGCCUACCCAGACCUUGACCAGCACUACCUCACCAGUGGCCUUAACACCAACAUCAACCACUGGGACAAGUUAGAUGACUUCGAUUGGCUGAAUGAGAAUGAGGCAUCUCCUAACUGGUCCACUGUGCCUGAGGGUGAGCGCCGCUGUAACUGGCUGGCAUGAGGCUGUUAUAUGAAUUUAAUUUUUUCCUGUCUAAUUUCUAAGAUACACUACUGUGAUAAAAUUUUGUGCUGACUAGAUGUGUUAAGGUUAAUUGCAAUUUUUUUUUUUUUUUUUUUUUUUUUUUCCAAACUCA